AUGAGACGUCUCAUACGACGCAGCCUAGCAAAGAAGAUAAUCGCGAUAAUUUGGAUUGUUUCUGCCCUCCUCUUCAUUCCUUGGGCUUACUAUUUCCGGCUCUCUCAAGCACCAGAUGGUAUUAUCAACUGUCGCGAGUUUUGGCCCUCUGUCACGGCCGACAGAGCGUAUUUCUUGGGUGUCGUGACUCUGCUGGUGUACACCACACCGUUGAUUUUCAUGGCCUACUGCUAUUGCUCCAUCAUCUUCCGAGUGUGGAUGCGAGUGCACAAAGCCCAAACCACCACCACCACCACGGGAACCACAACCGUCACUGCCACCUCCACCGCGACCAAUUCGGAUGAGUCGAGAAUCAUCACCAAAGUGCCACACACUCGCUAUUCUCCCCCACCCAUGCAUCCACCGUUGGAGCCCAUACAAGGAGGAGGAGGAGCCUCGGAGACAUCGCGUUACGUUGGAAACCAACACACUGAAGCCAAGAGGGUGGACAGCUAUGCAACAUUAAGGAAGACUCUUGUUAAAAUGUACGUUAGAAUAUUUUUGGCUACCAAUGUAAAGGAAGGGGGUAAAAAGCGAUGA
Messenger RNA from Hydatigera taeniaeformis, 579 nucleotides. Lineage: Eukaryota; Metazoa; Platyhelminthes; Cestoda; Cyclophyllidea; Taeniidae. The record is from the annotation of a GenBank genome assembly.